AUGCAGGGUCUUUCUUUGUCUGUUUGCUUGAUGAGCCGACAUUACUAUUACAUUAGUAGCUACAUCUUUGUUCGAACUGCCAGGUGUGAUGUAUUUUUGGUCUAUGAAGGAGAUUUCGACGCUGCUCAAUACAUGAAUGCCUUCAUUGAAUUUGCUAAUUCUAACAACAUAUUUCAACGUCAGAUUCUGUUUGUGGGCGAAAACACGCUUGCAAAUGAGGUAGAGAGAUACGUGCAAUCCAAUAAACAUGAAUUUGUUGGCUUUCCACGUGAAACAAAGUUGUUCUAUAUGACAGAUUCUCAGAUGGAAUCUAUCACAAAUCUUGAGUUCUCAACUGCUCUACCGACUGGCUAUAAAUUAGAUCUGCAGAUCCACUCAAAGAAUCGGAAAUCAUUACUUCUUACUGGGAACAUGCUAAAGAGGGAGACGUCGAAGAAACAAGGAUCUGCAGAUCCACUCAAAGAAUCGGAAAUCAUUACUUCCUACUGGGAACAUGCUAAAGAGGGAGACGUCGAAGAAACAAGGUUAAGCUUCCUCUGAUU
Strongylus vulgaris is the source of this 542-nucleotide messenger RNA. NCBI's taxonomy places the organism in Eukaryota, Metazoa, Nematoda, Chromadorea, Rhabditida, Strongylidae. The record is from the annotation of a GenBank genome assembly.